UUCCUAUCCACCGUGCAAUUAUUGCUAGGUUUGACCAGCAGCGCAUGCACCACCGUCUUUCAUUUGCUUCACAUGUUCUUCUAAUCUUCUUGGCCAUCUCUUCCCUCAAAUCUUCCUAUCUGUUGUGGUGUCAUCUUUAAAUUACGGAUAAGGAUCAUCAAGAGAAGGAAUCAUCCUCGACGACACACAUAUCGGAGGCAAAGGGACCGGUGGUGGGUGGAGUAAUUGAGUGGCGAGAGAAGAGUUGAAACGAGAAGAGGAUCGUGGUGGAGUACAUGGAGACGGUGCAGGAGGAGGUGGAGUAUAGCUGGAGGGAGGUGGUGUUGCCGGCGCUGAUUCCGGUGGUGCAGGAGCCGGUGGAGCUGGACCGGGAGACCGGGGAGCGGCGGCGCGGCCGAGACAUCGUGGUGGCGGUGGACCACGGCCCCAACAGCCGCCACGCCCUCCACUGGGCCCUCGUCCACCUCUGCCGCCUCGCCGACACCCUCCACUUCGUCCAUGCAGUUUCCAGCGUACAGAAUGAGGUGGUGUACGAGGCUAGCCAGCAGCUAAUGGAGACGCUCGCCGUCGAGGCCUUCCAGAUCGCCAUGGUGAGAUCGCAGGCUCGCAUCGUGGAAGGUGAUGCCGGGAUGGUGAUAUGUCGGGAGGCGGAGAGAUUAAAACCGGCGGCCGUCGUCAUGGGAACCCGUGGCCGGAAUCUUAUGCAAAGUGUACUGCGGGGUAGCGUCGGCGAGUACUGUUUCCACCAUUGUAAAGCAGCACCAGUUAUCAUCGUCCCCGGGAAAGACGCUGGCGAUCGGUCUGUGCUUUGAUGGGCGAUAAAUACAGCAGGAUUGCAGCGGUUGCAGGGAUUUAUAGUAGCUACUAUUGCUUGUGCUUCUUCCUGUCAAUUUUACGGUGUGCAACUAAAAUUUGUAGCCAGUACUGGUGAUGUCUGUGGGAUCUCGACAGUUCCAUGUUUGGUCGACUGUAAUAGCAAUGUACCAUAAGAUUUUACUGUAUUUGAUCUGAUGGGAUUUUAAUACAUAAAAAUUACAAGUAACAAGGG
Molecule: messenger RNA, 1048 nt
Organism: Musa acuminata subsp. malaccensis (wild Malaysian banana)
Lineage: Eukaryota; Viridiplantae; Streptophyta; Magnoliopsida; Zingiberales; Musaceae
Source: RefSeq, a predicted model, not a curated record